Molecule: messenger RNA, 3035 nt
Organism: Boleophthalmus pectinirostris (great blue-spotted mudskipper)
Lineage: Eukaryota; Metazoa; Chordata; Actinopteri; Gobiiformes; Gobiidae
Exons: 19
Coding region: 163-2763 (866 amino acids)
Biological process (GO): integrin-mediated signaling pathway; T cell receptor signaling pathway; protein localization to plasma membrane
Cellular component (GO): plasma membrane
Molecular function (GO): protein binding
Source: RefSeq, a predicted model, not a curated record
CGCGGCUGAUGGCGGCGGUUUCAAAGCAUAUGGGUUUUGUCGGUCCAGUUUUAGAAGGAAAAGCAUUUGAUGAAUGUACAUGUCCAGUUUGUAUCAUCAGUGCAAACGCCCGAUUUUUUUUCUACGGCAGAAUCCGAACAGUGAUGAACCAAACGAGUUACAAUGGAGGAGGAGACAUCAAUAAACUUCAAAGCAUUGAGAGCCAAGUUUCAGGAGGAAGCUCUGAUGACUGUGUCUAGAGCCAGCCGACCAGCUGUAGCUGGAAAGCCCAAGCACUUGCCUCCUCCAGGAGGUCAUUGCACCUCUAUGGUCAGCAAUGUCCACAUGGCUGUGGACAACAUGGCUCCAGUGGUCCCCAGGGUCUUCUUUAGAGAUGGACUGAGAACUUCAGGAGGGAAGAGGCCCAUUUCAUACCCCCCCCGCUCACCUACAUCUUACAGUACUAAUGGUGACGCUACAUCAAGACACUCCCUCAAAGAUAGACAGAUGCCCCUAGUGCUCCCCAUCUUACAUAAAGAGAUGAAAGCAGAUCAGCCAUCCAAAAAAGAACAUAAACUGGAGGUUGAUGGUUUGCAACAAACCAAAAGCAGGAAAAAAGGGUUGCUCCUGCCUUUCAAGUCUAAAACUGCCAAGGCUAGUUCCGAACACGGGGAAGAGCCCACAUAUGCAGAUUUAACUAGUCGACCAGCUAGUGCUCCUGGAGAGCUGCCUUCAGUGGAGCAGACCACAGAUGACAGGGCCUCACUCCAGGGCAGUGAGAAGACCAGUGAGUGCACUGUGUCCAGCCCUGACAUCACCGUGAGCCCUCCCUCUGCUGAGGCUCAUGACUCAGACAGCAGAUUGUGCAGCACACUGGACAAGGCCAAGAAGAGGUUCUCCUGUCGACAGGUGAUGUCAUCCAUUAAGCCAAAGAGUAGUUCACCAGAGAGUGCCUCCAAAAGCAGAGUCUCACCCACAAAGAGCACCCACAGCACCACGCUAGAAUUACCCGCGCCCCCACCCAUAUCUCCUCCACUGAACCUCCCCAACUUAAUCUAUAUCUCAGCCAGACCAUUUAGUAAAGGCACCACAACAUUCAAGUCUCCAUUAGAGAAGCACUUUGGUAAGGACAAAGGUACUCGUCCUUUUGCCAGAAUUGGUGAUCCCCGUCCUACAUCUCCUCAAAAGAAGCCUUUACCUGAACCGUGGGCUCUGGGGCCAGAGCCGACAAAGCCCUCCAGGCCUCCGGUGGUCGACCUCAGUAGUUACAUGCCACACACAUGUCAAGAUGUGUCACUGAAGCUGAACCACACAGUGGUACAUGAACGGGCACCAGACAAUCCCACUACAGUCCCAGUUUUAAAUGCUCCUGAGUUUUCUGACUUUGACAAUUCUGAGAUUGAAACUGCAGAGGAGAAUGAAGCUGUGCAAAUUGCCACAUUAGACCUGAAGGUACCGGACCCACCACUUGAUGCCACUGGCUCUUUAGACUUUGCAGAGCCCCACUCUAACUGGUCAGAUCUUACACAGAAAUCUGAACUAGAUCUUGGUAAUGCAAAUAUAAGAUCCCCAAAUCCACCCAUCCUUCCUGAACCAAUAAGCCUCAGUGAGUUCUCAGAGAUACUGGAACAAUGGAGCCAACGCGAGGAGCCCACUAUAGGCCCUCCAUGCUGCACUAAAGAAGCAGUAGACUGCCACUCCAUACCAGAGGACCAGGGGGAACAUGGUAACAACUUUGAAUUUGGAGUCUAUCAACAAGAAAUGCAUCAGACCAUGUGUGACAAUGUGUAUGAAGAUGUGGAAAACAUCGGCAAAUUCGCAUUGAAUCAAAGCUCUCACAAACAGAAAGGACUCAAGAAUCCUUAUGCUGCGAACCACCAUGGGAAGGAGGAGCCAGGCCACAUAUUUCAGAGGAAUACACGGUAUGGUGGAGAGCCUGGUUAUUUGUCUCACAGUCAGAUCAACAGUAAGGAAUGCCAAAGCCCAAACACUUCUGACUUCAAAGAACAAAAAAAACGUGAAAAACAGCGUCUUGAGAGAGAGAAGAAAGUCCAAAAAGAACGUGAGAAGAAGGAAAAUGAAAUGAAAAAGAAAUUUAAAGUAACAGGUGCAGAGGAGCCCAUGUACCACGCUAAAGUAACUGUAGCAAGUAAAGUCCGCAAAAAUGAUCUCCCUGUUAAAAGUGGGGACACUGUCAGCAUCAUCCGCACCACCAACUGCCCCAAAGGGAAAUGGCUGGCCCGAGAUGCUAACCAUAAGUAUGGCUAUAUUUCUGUCAUGAAUGUGGAGCUGAAUAUAAAAGAGAUGUUGGAGCUUGGGAAGAAGGCGCAGGCAGCAGGACGAGGAGGCAACAUGGAGCCAGACACCAUCAGUAUUAGCUCCUCAAGCCACCCUGUACUGUCAAGCAGCUGUGAGUUUACAGACGAUAGUGAGGAAUGGCCCUGUGAAGAUGAAACCCUGUCUCCCUCCAAUGAGAGCCUGAGUUUUCCACAACAGUCUACCCGAAUCCCAGAGAUGUCAUGUAGCCAUAAUGGCACCCAGUACACCCUGAGCGAUGCCAGCCUGGAGGACCAGCACACCCAGACAAGACAAGAGGCACUGCAGAAAUUGGCCAUUUUCUUUCAGCACAACAAAGAAGAACUAAAGGAAAAUGGUGACACAAAUGCUACAAGCCUGGAGAUGCCUAAUUUGUGUGACGUUGAGGAGCCACCAUUGCCUGAACAAGAGAUUGACUUCACAGAACUGGAGCUUCUCCCACCACCACCGCUGUACGCAGACAUAUGAUUUUCUCAACAAAAACAUUUUGACAGUUGUUUGGUUUGUGUGUUUAAAUUAUGUAAGAGGUACUAGAAUAUCACUUUUUUUUUUUUUUUCUGUUGGAUCACACCUCAAUCACUGAUUGGAACAUAUUAUGCACAUAUAUGAAGUAUGCAUUAUGUACAAAGGGCAUUGGCAUAAAGCGUAUUCACCAAAUAUGUUUGAAAAUGGUUAAUAUAUUGUUAUUUACGGGUUGUAUUUACUUGUAAUAUCAGUCUAAUAAAUAUGUUUAAAUAUUA